Molecule: messenger RNA, 2583 nt
Organism: Arabis nemorensis
Lineage: Eukaryota; Viridiplantae; Streptophyta; Magnoliopsida; Brassicales; Brassicaceae
Source: the annotation of a GenBank genome assembly
AUGAAGAAGCUUUUCUUUUUCAAAUCAUCUUCUGGUAAUGGAACUGAUAAACAAAUUCACCGCGCAAAAGAAUCCGAAAAAAGUAGUUUUAUGAAGUCUCAGAGUGAAGAAUCUGAUGGUCAGGCUCUUAGACGAAGCCGUUCAUUGUCCUCGGCGGCUUUUCUCAUCGAUGGAAUCGGUAAAACUUCAUCGAAUGAUCCUGUUAAUGGUACUGGAAGCAGCCAGCAUCGACCGCGAAAUCAUUCUUCUCAUUUCAGAUGUUUUACUCCGGAAAGACAAAGUAAAAAAGCAGAAUAUAGUCACAUGUACCAAGUACAUGAUUCAUCUGGAAGUUUGUCAACUUGUUCUAGUAAUCUCUCGAGUCAAGUCUUGGACCGUUACAUUGAUGGAGAAGAGCAUUUAGAACGGAGUAAGCAAAAGAGCGGUUCGUCAAAUGGUAGCAUCAAUGGAAGGAGGCUUCCACCGCGUGUUCAGAGCCCUUCGCCACUAUCAGACAAUGUCAAAGACAAACGAGAUACAAAAGGUACUCGCCUGAAUUUCUCUCAAGCUGAUUGUGUGGAAAAUGGUUUCAAGAAUGCAUCGUCUCGUUCGCUUGCAAGAAGUGUAAUUGAAAGACUCUCUCAUACUCACGGAAAGUCAAAGGCGUCAAGUUAUGAGCCUAUCAUAAUACAAGAUGUCUAUGUGAAUAGAUAUUACGCGGAUGACCACACAGAGCACCGAGAGUUAUUCUCACAUGGUAAGAACAGGAAUGAGGGCACUAACUAUGUUUGUAAGGAAGGCGAUGUUAAUUCCGAGCUAGAAAGGAAAUGUAAAGAAGCUGAGAAGAGAGUAAAGUUGCUCACCGAAGAACUGGAGGAGCAGAAGUUCCUUUCAGACUGUGACUUUGAUACUUCAACUUUGGUUGGGGAUAUAAGACAAAUGGAAGAGGAGAGGGUAGGCUUGGCUCGGGAGGUUUUAAGUCUUUUGCGGUCACAAAUGGUUGAAAGGGAUUCUGGGAGGGAAGAAAUCAGACUGGCAAAGACGGAUUGGGACUUGCAUAUAAAGAGGCUAGAAAAAGAGAAGAGGGAGUUACAGUUUGGAUUGGAGAAAGAGAUUGAUAGAAGGUCAAGUGAGUGGACUUCAAAGCUCGAGAACCUCCAGAUGGAGGAGAAGAGGUUGAGGGAACGUGUCAGAGAGCUUGCCGAGCAUAAUGUCUCACUCCAAAGAGAAGUAUCGACUUUCCAUGAAAAAGAAACUGAGCGCAUCGAUAUAGUAAGACAUAUGGAAGAAACAGUUACGGAGUUGAGUGCAACCGUAGAGGAACUGCGUGAAGAAAAUAUGUAUCUUAUGCAUAACCUCUCCAAAUUACAAGAGAGUUACAAUGGUACUAUAGAAGAUCUUGAUUGCUUAAGAAAAAACUUUGAAGAGAAAGAUAUGGAAUGCAAGGAAUUACACAAAUCUGUUACGAAAUUUCUGAGAACCUGCAAUGAACAAGAGAAGACAAUUCAGGGGCUUAGAGUUGGUCUCUCCGAGGAAAUUAAGAAGCAACCGUCAGAGAAAUAUGAACAGAUGGGCAAGAACUUGCAGAUGGAACAUCUAAGGUUGACAGGGGUUGAAUUCUCGCUUAGAAAGGAGGUAGAAUCGAUGAAGCUCGAAGCUGAUUCUCUUCGUCGUGAGAAUAUUUCUCUGCUGAAUCGAGUAAAAGGAAAUGGAGAAGAAGCCGACACUAUGACCUUCAAGCUAGAUAACGAGAUGAAGAUGCGUGUAUGCCACUUGCAAGAUCAAGGGCUAUCAAUGUUGAAUGAGAGCACACAGCUAUGUUACAAGUUACUGAAGUUCAUGAAAGAGAAAUUAGCUCAGUUUCCUGAGUCCUAUCAGGACAGACAAUCGAUGAAUAAUGGAUUAAGCGAGGAGUUUCUGAUUGGUUCUGAGAUGAGAGUUCAUGGAAUACGGCGUGGAACUGAAAGCCUGAAGAGGAGUUUGGAAACUGUAACCAGGUUAUUGCUUGAAAAAUCCAAUGAGGCUAUUCCAUUAUUAUCUUGCUCAAGUGGUGAACCAAACAACCAAUCAGUGGAGAAAAUCCUGAGAGCUGAACUGAGAGCAGAAACUCUAAUCACAAGUUUACUUAGAGAGAAACUGUAUUCCAAGGAACAAGAAAUCGAACAGCUACAAGCAGAGGUAUCAGCAGGAGUACGGGGUAACGAUGUUCUACAACGUGAAGUCCGAAACACCUUAGAUAAGCUUUCAAUAAACACCCACCAAAUAAAAGGUCUGAAGCUGCAGAUGGUGACGAAGGAAGAGAACAGGAACCGGCUUGAAAUCAAUCUCCAAGAAGCUGCGAAAGAGUUGUCUAACAUGAAAGUUACAUUACCAAAAGUGUUGGAGGAAAGAGAGCAAAUGUGGAAGGAGGUGAGGGAAUGCAGAGAGAGAAACAUGGAUUUGGAGUCAGAGAAGGAGAUGUUGAAGAAGAAGAUAGAGAAAUUGGAAGAGGACACACUCUUUAAAGAAGGUCAGAUCACAAUACUAAAAGACACUCUUGGGAGUAAGCAAUUCGAUCUCUUCUCCAGUCCUGAGUUCUCAUAUAAUGAUUUCUUAGUCCAGUAG